Messenger RNA from Rotaria socialis, 1689 nucleotides. Lineage: Eukaryota; Metazoa; Rotifera; Eurotatoria; Philodinida; Philodinidae. The record is from the annotation of a GenBank genome assembly.
AUGGAAUAUCCAAGUAAACGUGUUAAGACAAAAGUUGAAAAAGUAAAAUUUAAUCCUGAUCAAAUACGUGAAGAACAAAACCCAUUUGUGAUACCAACUGUCGUAGAUGAUACAGAAAAACUCAAACGAUCGAUUACGUGGGUGAAUGCAUUUUGGGUAUCAAGUGGCGUGCCUGCUCUUGUUCUAUUUUCAAUUGGUGCUAUCGCUGCAACUGUUGGAAAUCCAUCGUGGUUUGUUUGGACUGUGUCGAUCAUUAUCGGUUUUUUGCAGUCAUUUGCCUAUGCCGAAAUUGCAGGACUUUUUCCAAAUAAGUCGGGUGGUGCAUCAGUAUAUGGAGCAAUUGCUUGGAUACGCUAUGGAAAGAUAUUAGCCCCUAUCUCAGUCUGGUGCAAUUGGUUCGGUUGGUCACCUGUAGUAGCCAUCGGAACUGGACUAAGUGCUGGAUAUAUUCUCAGUAUGUUUGACUCAACUUCGUUAGUGAAAACAUGGCAAUUUAAAAUUCUUAAUCUUGAUUUCAUUAAGGCAGAUCUUUCAUUGAGGAUAGAUUCAACUUUUUUUAUUGCAGCAAUAUUGAUGCUCAUCGUUUUCGCUGUGCAGCAUCGAGGCAUUUUGUCAGCUGCUCGCAUUCAAAUGAUAUUUGCAAUCUCGUCACUAUUGCCUCUAAUUAUCUUAGGUAUAAUACCGCUGUUUAUGGGGAAAGUACAUAGUAAAAAUUUUAAACCAUUUGUGCCACUUAUGCGUGAUGCAACAACAAAUAAUAUUACCACUGGAAGCUGGGAUAGAGCAGGUAUUACAUUAUUUUCUGGGGGUAUGUUCAUCGCUGGCUGGUCGACGUAUGCUUUUGAAACAGCUGUAUGUUACACCAGUGAAUUUAAAAGCCCAGGAUCAGAUACAUUCAAGGCGAUAUUAUCAUCUGGUUUAUUGUGUCUCUUUGUCUUCACUUUAAUUCCAAUUACCUUUCAGGGAAAUCUGGGUCUUACGGGAAUGCUUGAUCCAGGCAUCUAUAAAGGAAUGGGAGUUGCAAAGGCAAUGGCCGAGAUGAUUGGAGGUGGUCAAAUAAUGACAAAUAUUGUGGUUGUACUAUUAUUGCUAUCGCUUCUACUUUCUAUCAUGACUGCUAUGGCAGGCUCAUCACGUACACUUUACCAAGGUUCGGUUGAUGGAUGGCUUCCAAAAUUUUUAUCUCAUGUUAAUCAAAAUGGCGCACCGACGGCUGCAAUGUGGACGGAUCUUCUUUUCAAUUUAGUUCUCUUAUUAUUGUCUGACCUCGUGUUUGUUUUAGCAGCAUCAAAUGUCGGUUAUAUCAUCUUCAUUUUCAUGAAUGUGAACGCUGCAUGGAUUCAUAGAAUGGAUCGUCCAAACUGGAAGCGACCAUUCAAAGUACCUAAUUGGUUGCUGUUAAUCAGUGUCAUCCUUAGUUAUAUGAAUCUUGUGUUUCUUGGCAUGGGAGCCGAUACAUGGGGAGUUGGAACACUUUUUACAGGUUUGAUAUUUGCGGUCUUAAUUAUUCCAGUGUUUAUUAUACGUCAUUAUAUUCAAGACAAAGGUUCCUUUCCUGCUCUUAUAGUAGAUGACUUCAAUUUAGAUGAUGAAAAAACUGUAUCAGACCAGGCUGGUAUACUUCCAUAUAUUGCCCUUGGAAUCGGUAUCCUCGUUGUUAUUCUCUCGCGUCUCCUUGCGUACUACUAA